Messenger RNA from Nilaparvata lugens (brown planthopper), 1916 nucleotides. RefSeq names its product proteoglycan 4-like. NCBI's taxonomy places the organism in Eukaryota, Metazoa, Arthropoda, Insecta, Hemiptera, Delphacidae. The coding region runs from base 722 to 1786 and encodes 354 amino acids. The transcript is spliced from 2 exons. The record is from RefSeq and is a predicted model, not a curated record.
AUGAUGACUCACCAAAAUAGCUAGCUAAAAAAUAAGAUUGACGUUGUCUUGUCGCACGCGCACAGGUUGCCGACUUCGUCUGUUGAAAUGCAGCUUCUCUCUGGUCGGUAGACUGCUAAAGUUUUUGCACGUGUGGCAGCUUGUUCUAAUGCAGCUUCUCUCUCUCUCUGUGCAGCGCCGCUCUACUCGUGAUGUCUGCUCUCUAUAAUGCAGCUUCUGCAAGGAUGACUGUUGAUAAUACGUCUUUCGACCUCUUCAAUAAUAAAUUCAAAAAAUUCUACUGAUGGUGGUUAUUGCUGUUUUCGCCUCGGCUAUCUGGAAAGGAAUGAACUGCAGAGUGAAUUUUCAGCUUGAACACAGCUCAAUUUCCACCACCAUCAGCCAGAUUUAACGAGAUUGAAACAAAAGCUGUACUCUCAGACCUCUCUCAAAACAAGGAUAAUGCCAUAUCUAUUUUAUUCUGUCUGACGUAUAGGCAAGACUCUUGGGAUAGCAGGAUAGGAGCCAAAUACGGUUUGGUACUAGCCUUGAUUUUUUCUGAUGACCUUUUUGAAGGUUUUGAAAGUUGAAUCCCACCACAGCUAAGUCUGUGUGUGGAGGUGGGGAAAAAUACUGUAAUUUUUCAGUAUAUAAGCUGUGAAAAAUUCAAACAGAAUCAUCCAGUCUGAUCAAUCAGCUAACAACACUUCCGAAUCAACUCAUCUAUAAGAAGAAGAAGAAGAUGUCGUCCUUUGUCAACGCUCCCACCUCAGCUACAGCUCAAGCUACAAGACCAACAACAGCUGUAGGCAACAGCACUCAAGCUAGAACAUAUGCUGUCGUCUGUGGAGGGGGGCUUACAGCCCCAACAUAUAGCCAGCCAGCCGUGAUGGCAGCAGCUAGCUGGAACCCGUACUCUAUGUGGGGGCCACCCCCACCGUGGUACACUUCUGCCUACCCUGGGCUUGGACAGCAGCAGGCUCCAUUGCAAGCUCCCCCGCCUCCAUCAGCAGAGCUGUUGGCAGCUGCUACCACCCCCAUAGGCGCCGCCGAAACCACCCCCGCCGAAACCAGUCCCGCCAUCCCCGCCACCCCCGCCGAAACCAGUCCCGCCAUCCCCGCCGCCCCCGCCGAAACCAUCCCCAUAGUCGCCGCCGAAGCUGAUUCAUCUGACGAUGUGAAGAUUGUAGAGGAAAGCGGAGAUGAUUUCAUCGAAGCUACUCCUCCGACUCGUGAGUUGGUGAAACGAUCACCUUCGUGGACGAAAGUGGAGAAAAAGAAGAAGAAGAUGUCUGUGAAGCUGUUCUCUUCUUCUGAGUCGGAGGGGGACUCCUCGGCAGUACCGCUUCUAGCUGCUACAAGACCGACAACAGCUCAAGCUACAUCAAGACCAACAACAGCUCAGGGCGGCAGGCAAGGCAGAGGAUCGGCACCGUCUAACUCAUGCGCGCCUUCACCAACAAGCUCCUCAAAAUUGUUCAAUAUCAACCGUUUCAACUUUGUGAAUGAAACUACCCGAGUGUCAGAGCUAUUAGACAAUUUUGAGUAUCGUGUGGUGAGGGCGCGCAUCGCAAGAACCAGGUUUGGAAACAACCCGAUGCUUCACGUCAUAAAUGAGAAUGGAAAUGAGAUUAACUUCUUCCUACCUAAACAAUAUGCAGAUAUGGUUACAGAAGAGAAUCUGGAAAGUUUCAAUUCGAGCAGGUUUGUACUGACGGUCUCCCAUCGAUUCUACACAAGAAUCGUGCGGGGACAAGAAGUACAAGCCUGCUCGACAACCAUGAAAUUACGUCAGAUAGAUCGAUGAUUUCAGUCUGCAUAUUGUUUAGGUAAGAAGAAGUUAAUCUCAUUUCCAUUCUCAAGUUUUAAUACCGUUCUCAAGUUUUAAUAAUUAUUUUGUUCAAAUAAUAAAUGCAAAUAAAAUGUUAUUGAAUAUA